This is a messenger RNA of Gopherus evgoodei (Goodes thornscrub tortoise), 5218 nucleotides long. RefSeq names its product interleukin 1 receptor accessory protein (gene IL1RAP). The transcript has 12 exons. Gene Ontology annotation, molecular function: interleukin-1 receptor activity. Gene Ontology annotation, biological process: signal transduction. NCBI's taxonomy places the organism in Eukaryota, Metazoa, Chordata, Testudines, Testudinidae. Bases 262 to 2106 code for a protein of 614 amino acids. The record is from RefSeq and is a predicted model, not a curated record.
GCCGUAAGGAAAAGGAAAGAAGCGGCGGCGCUCGUGGUGCGCUGGGUGCGGGACCCUCCGCUGCGCGGCCCCGGGGCAGGGUGUAUGCAGGGAAGUUGAACACGUUGAUUCCUUGCCAUGCGUCCAGUGGCACGGAGUGUAACUUUAAUUUUCAUCUACAUUUCAAGCAGAAGAGUCUUCAACAACUGCACUCUUCUGCUGUGCAUGGGGAGAAGAAGAGGGUGAGGGUGGGUCACACUGAAGACACAACAUGAAAAUAGAAUGCAAAGGACAUAUCCCAGCAUGCAAUGUUCCCUCCUGUUUGGCAAUACAGAGAACGAUCUGAAACUGAUUAGAUGCUGGCAGCAGCCGGACCCUUUUCGCCAUGUGUGCUUGUGGAGGAUGAAGCUGUGCUGCCUCCUGCUGGUUACUUUAUGGCUGUGCAUGGCCACCCUCAGCAGCAGCUCAGAGCGCUGUGAUGACUGGGGAGUGGAUACCAUGAAACAAAUCCAGGUCUAUGACGGGGAACCAGCUAGGAUCAAAUGCCCGCUCUUCGAGGCCUUCUUAAAAUACAACUACAGUACAGCUCAUUCGGCCGGCUUAACCCUGAUCUGGUACUGGAUUGGACAGGACUGGGACCUGGAGGAGCCAAUCAAUUUCCGUCUCCCGGACAAUCGGAUCAGUAAGGAAAAAGACACCCUUUGGUUCCGGCCUGCCCUUCUUAAUGACACUGGGAAUUAUACCUGCAUGCUCAGAAACACAACCUAUUGCAGCAAGGUCGCGUUUCCCCUGGAGGUUGUUCAGAAGGACCAAACUUCUUGCGUCAGCCAAUCAAUAAAACCCACCGAAGAGCUGUUCUAUUUGGAGCAUACUAACGAGAAGAUCAUUUGUCCAGAUAUUGAUGGCUUUUAUCCUCCCAGCGUAACACCAACUGUCAACUGGUACAGGAACUGCGUGUUGGUGAAAGGCUUCCACGACCGAUAUCCCGAAGGCCCAACGCUCAUCAUUGGCAUUGUCCGCAGUGUGUACGAAGGCAAUUACACCUGCAUUGUGAGCUACAAGGAGAACGGAAGGACCUACAACCUCACCAGAACCAUAAGGAUGAAGGUAGUAGGGUCUCCAGACAAGGCAAUGCCACCGCAAUUUCUCUCUCCAAAUGAGAAAAUAAUCUACGAACUCGAAGCAGGUGCCGAGCUUGUUCUGCCGUGCGAAGUUUACUUCACCUUUCUGAAAGAUUCCCGAACGGAGGUUUGGUGGACAGUUGAUGGAAAAAAUACAGACGAUAUCACAGACCUGAAAGUAAAAGUCUCUGAAAGCGUAUUUACUGCCGACCUUGGACAUAAGCAUAUCACAAGGACUCUGACCAUUUCCAAGGUCACACCCAAGGACUUGAAGCGUAACUACACUUGUCAUGCCAGAAACACCAGAGGGGAGGUUCACCAGGCGGCUGUGGUGAGAAUGAAAGUUCUAGCUCCAAGGUACACCGUGGAACUGGCCUGCGGACUAGGAGCCACCGUCUUGCUGGUGGUGAUCCUGAUUGUCGUCUACCACGUUUAUUGGCUCGAAAUGGUUCUCUUCUACCGGGCUCACUUUGGAACGGACGAAGCCAUCCUAGACGGGAAGGAGUAUGACAUUUACGUGUCCUAUGCCCGGAAUGCCGAGGAAGAGGAGUUUGUGCUGCUGACCCUGCGCGGAGUCCUGGAGAAUGAGUUUGGAUACAAGCUGUGUAUCUUCGACAGAGACAGCCUCCCCGGGGGAAUUGUCACAGACGAAACUCUGAGCUUCAUCCAGAAAAGCCGCCGCCUGCUCGUUGUGCUGAGCCCCAACUACGUCCUUCAGGGCACGCAAGCCCUCCUGGAGCUCAAAGCGGGGCUGGAGAACAUGGCCUCUCAGGGCAGCAUCAGAGUCAUCCUGGUCCAGUACAAAGCCAUCAAGAAGAGCAAGGUGAAGGAGCUGAAGCAGGCCAAGACUGCACUCACUGUCAUUAAGUGGAAGGGCGAGAAGUCCAAGUACCCACGGGGCAGGUUCUGGAAGCAGCUGCAGGUGGAGAUGCCACUGAAGAAGAAGACGAGGCGCACUACCAUCAGUGAACAGGAGCUUUCUGAUUCCUGCCUGCGAGAUGUUUGAUAGAGGAGGGGAUAGCGAGGCUGGGGAGGGGACAAGAACGUGUCCUCUGAGGGUUUACAGUGAAGGAUUCCAUCUCGAGCAUUUCAGAAUGGCACCUCAAACUGCUCUGGUCAGAGAAGAGCUCACUGGCCACUGUUUCAAAUGUGCCCCCUUUUAUUUAGCUGGACAGGACCUGGUCGGCAUUACAUCCACUCUCAGGGUCUAAAUAUUUGCCAUCCAGGAGGGGUGCAAGCAUCCUUUGGGGGAAGGGAGGUGUUUGCAUGGGUCAGCGUUCUCACUCUUGGGAUAUGAGCUGAGCCCUGCCCCUCUAUUCUGGGACCUCUAUCCUGCUUUCUCUCCUUAAGACUUUUCAUCCCUUCUGAUUAUGGCUUGUGGCAGUAGCGACCCCUCAUAGAUGCACCGGGCCAGUUUGAACAAAGUCACCAGACUGGCUGUUAUGUGUUCAGUAAGAAUCCUUGGAGACGGGAGUGGCCACGUUGCUCAUUCAGACACUCCUGAUUUCUGCUUCAGGAUGGGACGUACACUACAGCACAUGUUCACACCUAACACUCAACUGGCCCAUACCGUUCCCGGACGUGUUCCCAUGGGAACGACUUCCUUCAGGGACUUUACAAAUGUGAAGCGAUUGUCACGGAAACGUACUUAUGUUUUGUUGUGAAGUUACUCCUUGGUGGUAUUUGUUUUACAGCCCUUCUGGCAAAAGCUGGCCCAGCCCAGAAACUCAUGGCAGUCUUCUGAGUUUCCAAGCCCCUGUGGUGCCCAAUCCUCAGAAUCGAGGGGAGUUUCGCCAUUCAUACAGUGCCACAGAGCCUGCCUUCACAUGCAUGUGUGACCCUUAUUCGUAGAACAAGCUCAGGGACUUCACAAGGGUUGCAGACAGUUCCGUUUUACUGCAGGGAAGAGUAAUGUCCCUGUUCAACCUAUGCUGCUCAGCAUUGGAAAACACUGUGGAAGGAGUUCAAGGAGACAUUUUGUUUCAAAACCAAAACCCAAACCACCUCUCUCCAAGUUCUGCCCACAUCUACAUGCACUUGGUACGUGAGUCAACCAGCACAUCUGUUGCUGCCAGACAUGCUUGGGAUGGCACUUCGGAGAGCCCACUUUCCACUGGGAUAUCUGCACUUACUGCUCUCCCGGCUCAGACGUGCAGCAAUGACAACAUUGCUUGUAUUUCACAGUAUAUAACAGGCAGACCUCAGCAGCUUUUGUUGAGACACCUAGGACUGAGUCUGCACUAGGGUGACCAGAUGUCCCAAUUUUAUAGGGACAGUCCUGAUAUUUUUGGGGGGUUUCUUAUAUGGAAGACAAUUACCCUCCACCCCCAUCCCAAUUAUUCACACUUGCUGCCUGGUCACCCUAGUCUGCACAUACUUCCCAGAUUUUCGGGGAAGGCUGAAUGCCCCCUGCACAGAUUUUUAAGGAGUAUGAAGCAAUAAAGCAUUUUUAUUUAUUCUCUUGUCCUGAUGUUUGGUUUUGUAGAUCCACAUUUUUUAAAACAGCGGUUAUGGAAGUGUAUUUGCCAACCUGUAUUUUGUUUCUGAAUUGCCACUCUCUGAAGUGAGAAGCACCAAGGACACUAGCAGGGCUGGAUGUGCAAGAAGCAGUGCGACGCACGAGGGGAGUGAUUCUGGGCCGCUGGCACAUAUCUGACUGGUCCUGACAAGUGUCUUUCCUGGUCUUAACAGUGCCUGUCAGUGCUGGGCCCCAGUGCACCAGUGCACCAGUCCUGCCCGCCUUCCAGCUGUUCCUUCACAUUCUCCCUCUGUUCCCCCCCGAUGACGUCAGUGGUAAAGCCCCCCUGUCAUCCGUGGCAGCAGGGUUAGGCCAGGAGCUUUUGAAAAUUCCACUCUGGGCUGCUUUACCCUGGAUUAGACAGGAGGCAGCGGCACUGGCCGGAAGAAUCAAGGGCUUGGCUUGCAGGCCUUUCCCAUUGUCAGCUCGCUGGGGCAAGCAUUGGACUCAUUACCGAGCCCAGCAUAAUGGGGCUGGUUCUGGCUGGCGCUUUGAGACUCUGCUGUGAUAGAAAUGUUUACUAAUGAUAAAUAUUAGAGGACAAUCGGUUCUCAGGGCAGGUCAGCUCUGCCAUGCUUUCCUAGGGAAGGAGGAUUGGGUUUUCCAUGUGUCUAGAUUUGUUAAUCAUUUACUAUUGUCCUAAAAUUCUUUGCCUCCCUUGAGGCACCUAGAUGUCUUGGUACGUGGGGACGUUUUUGCUUUAUUCUGGAACUGAGCGUUACUCCUGGUAAAUGCGCGUACAUUGUUUGUGUCUAAGAUUGUAACUCUUGGUUGACCUGUAACUCGCCCUGCCACCCGAGCAGCGUCAGGCUAUCCGGAGCUGCUCACAAGCGCGAGUACCAACCUCAGGGCAGAUUGUGAAGAAAUGGCACAAAGCCCAAACUGAGUGUGAGUCCGAUACCUAGAUUUCACUAGCCAAGUAUCUAGUGUGAACUCAAGCACCGUGACAGCCUUAACAUGGAGUCACAGACAGUCCCCUUGGGCAAUCUAAUCUAGCUUGCCACCUAGGUAAGCUUGUCCUUGUGAUAGAUGGUCCAUUGCCCCCCAAAAUCACAGCAAUAUUCAGGUUAUUCCUAGUCCCGAAUGUCCAGUCAUUCCCCAGGUCAGUGGCACCCUAGACCUCUCACCAAAGCCAACAGCUGUAGCCAAUCCUAUAAUAAAUCUUGUUUUUUUAUUAAGUAAGACAAGAAAUUAAAGCUCUUUCCAAGGUUACAGCAGGUCACAUAUGCACACAAAUGGGUUACUGUCUGAAAUUACAAAGGGAUAAUAGAAGCUGCUGUAAUAUGCAAGUUCUGUGUCCUUUAGGACUAACCUAUGCUAAACCCUGGGGUCUCUUGAUUAGGCUUAGAAAUCUUUGCCCCUAAGCGUUCAAGCAGCACAGAGCUUGAGGUUCUUCUUGCUGGGGAUUGUUAUUCCCUUCCUCCCCGAGCUCUAACUGAUGGGAUGAGUUUACAUGCAGGCCUCCUCUUCUGGGAGGGCGGGGAAAGGGGGCGAAUGCAAUUAAUAAUGUCUUUUUUCUUUGACAUUUCGCAGUGGCUCACAGGGCCGUCCUUAGGCAUAGGCAACAUAGGCAGCUGCGUAGGGCACCUGAAAAUUUGGG